GGAAGAGCCCGGCCGCGGCGCUAUCACUGACGUGUCUCUCGGCGAGGCGCGGCGCCCCGGACCAGGCCGGGCGGGCAGUAGAGCCGCACUCGCAGCGCAGCGGAGCCGGAGCGCGACCCGGAGCCCGACCUGGAGCCCAGCAGCCGCCGCCAUGGCGAUCAAGUUUCUGGAGGUCAUCAAGCCCUUCUGUGUCAUCCUGCCAGAAAUUCAGAAGCCGGAGCGGAAGAUUCAGUUUAAGGAGAAAGUGCUAUGGACUGCCAUCACCCUCUUCAUCUUCUUGGUCUGCUGCCAGAUCCCCCUGUUUGGCAUCAUGUCUUCAGACUCAGCCGACCCUUUCUAUUGGAUGAGAGUGAUCCUUGCCUCGAACAGAGGCACAUUGAUGGAGCUUGGUAUCUCUCCCAUUGUCACUUCUGGCCUCAUCAUGCAGCUCUUGGCUGGCGCCAAAAUAAUUGAAGUUGGUGACACCCCAAAAGACCGAGCCCUCUUCAACGGAGCUCAGAAAUUAUUUGGCAUGAUCAUCACCAUUGGCCAGUCCAUCGUGUAUGUGAUGACGGGGAUGUAUGGAGACCCUUCUGAAAUGGGGGCUGGGAUCUGCCUGUUGAUCACCAUACAGCUCUUUGUUGCUGGCCUGAUUGUUCUGCUUCUGGAUGAACUUCUGCAAAAGGGGUAUGGCCUGGGCUCUGGGAUCUCCCUCUUCAUUGCCACAAACAUCUGCGAGACCAUCGUGUGGAAGGCUUUCAGCCCUACCACUGUCAACACCGGCCGAGGAAUGGAGUUUGAAGGUGCCAUCAUUGCCCUGUUCCACCUGCUGGCCACACGCACGGACAAGGUCCGGGCCCUUCGAGAGGCCUUCUACCGCCAGAAUCUCCCCAACCUCAUGAAUCUGAUUGCCACCAUCUUUGUCUUUGCCGUGGUCAUCUACUUCCAGGGCUUCCGCGUGGACCUGCCGAUCAAGUCAGCCCGUUACCGAGGCCAGUACAACACCUACCCUAUCAAGCUCUUCUAUACCUCCAACAUCCCCAUCAUCCUGCAGUCUGCCCUGGUGUCCAACCUGUAUGUCAUCUCCCAGAUGCUGUCCGCCCGCUUCAGUGGCAACCUGCUGGUUAGCCUGCUGGGCACCUGGUCUGACACUUCUUCCGGUGGCCCAGCACGUGCUUAUCCUGUUGGCGGCCUUUGCUAUUACCUGUCCCCUCCAGAGUCUUUUGGCUCUGUCUUGGAAGACCCCGUCCACGCCGUCGUGUACAUAGUGUUUAUGCUGGGCUCCUGUGCCUUCUUCUCCAAAACCUGGAUUGAGGUCUCAGGCUCCUCUGCCAAGGAUGUUGCAAAGCAGCUGAAGGAGCAGCAGAUGGUGAUGAGGGGCCACCGAGAGACCUCCAUGGUCCAUGAGCUCAACCGGUACAUCCCCACUGCUGCGGCCUUUGGUGGGCUGUGCAUCGGGGCCCUCUCCGUCCUGGCUGACUUCCUGGGCGCCAUCGGGUCUGGAACUGGGAUCCUGCUCGCGGUUACCAUCAUCUACCAGUACUUUGAGAUCUUUGUAAAGGAGCAGAGCGAGGUUGGCAGCAUGGGGGCCCUUCUCUUCUGAGCUGUGGCUCCUGGACCAGGCAGGCAGUGUGCUCUGCAGUGGCUGAAAAGGGAACAACGAAGCCACACUGUGGGUGCUUAUCUUGAGCGCUGCUGUGGCAGAGACUUGGGUUUAGUAACAUGUUUGAACUUCAUAUUCUUUCAUUCCACUUUCUAAAGUGCUCGAAAUUUUCCAAUUUGAAAUUUUGCUUUUUACUCUGGCACUGGCAUCAGAACUGUAGAAGUGAGGUCUUAAGCUGCCAGUGGUAGGGGUGCUGAGUGCCUGUGCCCAGGUCCAUGUAACUUUUGUAACCAUUGCACCUUCUCGGCGCUGUAUGUGACUGCAGUGGUCUCAGCUGUUCCUCUUGAAGGGACUGUCUUACUGGUUAGAAGCACAAACAUUGUUGAAAUGUCCUCACCCUGGGUGCAGGAGGGCAGACGGCUGGGAGCAGGUCGGUUUUCUGGUGUGUGUGGGUCGCUCGCUGGUGGGUCCCCUUACAAUCAGGGGCAGGAACACCUGGCUUAAAACUGUUUCUCUGGAAAACACAAUUGUUUUCCCUUUUUAGAGUAGUUUUUUAGGGCAGAGCUUCUUCCAAAAGAAAGGGAUGAAUGUCCAGAAGACACUCUUGGCUCAUCUGCAUGUUUUUCUACCUUUGCCUAUUGGCUAUUCUUGGCUGGCCUGGUCGGGCUCUGCUGUCUCUGCUUUGCUGAGCCUGUGUCCUCUGCUGGAGCCAGGCCGCAAUGCUGUAGCUUUACAGAGUCACACAGCCAUCGUGCAGAGGACCCCAAGUGGUCUGUGCAGUUCCUCUGCUGUCACUGGCUUUGCUCCUGUGGUGUGUCCCCUUCCCACCUGGCCAAGGGGAAGCACCAUGGCCAGCCUCAGAUGCUAACUUCUAGGCUCAGGACUUCCCACUUGUAUUUUCAGAAUGUUUUUACUGUGCUUAUUAGGACCAAAUGCAAGUGAAGUAAAUGACAAGACACCUCGGUCUGUCUGCAUUUCAGCAGAACUGCCCAGCAGAGACGGCACAGGCACAGGCUCUAGAUUCAUGGUGAAAUCAGUGUCAGAGAUUUUUUUUUUUAUGAGAUUCUCCAAUGUUUGCUAUAAAAAAAAGACUCACAAUUAUGUAUAAGUUGACCCAGAUCUUAGGUCCUCUUGGGGACCAGCCACACUCAGCAGCAGGAUGGCAGUCAGGUGCUGCAGCCUGAGGGCUUCUCACCAGAGGACACCCCAGUUCUAAGUUGGGAACCCCAGGGGCCAGUUCAGUCCUGAGCUGAGAUACCUCACCAGCAGCGGGCACACAAUGGCCUUCAAAGCACAGAGCCAGCAGAGGUGGUAAACUUGGCACCCAUCUGAGUCCAGAGGGCCUGCAAGACCUUACUGGCCAUGCCGCCUGCCUGGGAAACAGACCAGCCAACAAGAAGAGGCUUGCCUGAUGUCACCUGGCAAGUCCGCAGAGAGCCAGGCAGGCCUGCGGACUGGGGCGUCCACCAUACCAUACGUGGCCUUGUCCGACCCAGUCCCGAGUGGAGACCUGACAUGACCCCCACCCCCACUAGUCCUGCUGCAGCCUGACCACUGUGGCUCAAAUUCCUACCCCACGGUCACUGGCUACAGAGCAGUGGUGGGAGUGAGGGCUGAUCCUUAGCUUCCAGGGACUGUCACUGUGGACGCCAAAAUGGCAUAACUGAGAUAAGGUGAAUAAAGAGACAAAUAAAACCAACUUUUUACAA
This is a messenger RNA of Phacochoerus africanus (Common warthog), 3291 nucleotides long. RefSeq names its product SEC61 translocon subunit alpha 1 (gene SEC61A1). The transcript has 12 exons. Lineage: Eukaryota; Metazoa; Chordata; Mammalia; Artiodactyla; Suidae. Gene Ontology annotation, biological process: post-translational protein targeting to membrane, translocation; SRP-dependent cotranslational protein targeting to membrane, translocation. The coding region runs from base 152 to 1582 and encodes 476 amino acids. Gene Ontology annotation, cellular component: membrane; Sec61 translocon complex. The record is from RefSeq and is a predicted model, not a curated record. Gene Ontology annotation, molecular function: signal sequence receptor activity; ribosome binding; transmembrane protein transporter activity.